AUGGGCGCUUCACCCCUCGAGCAGGCCCUCAUUGAGACAUGGACUCUAUAUGGGUUCGGCACUCUCGCAGUGUUCCUUCGAGUGUUCUCGCGCACGAGAUUAGUGGGAUUUGCAGGAUAUCACGCAGACGACUAUCUAAUCUGGUUCGCAUGGGCAUGCUAUACAGGAAUGACCGUCGCUGCUCACAUUGUUGGUGGGACUGGUGAUACGUCCCAUUUGACAAUGGAGCAACGGUUAUCGUUCACCCCUGAACAAGCAGAGGCGCGCCAAAAGGGAACCAAAUGGUUCAUGGUCGGAUGGUUUACCUACAUCGGCCUAAUCUGGACAUUAAAGCUCAACAUGCUGUUCUUGUAUCGACGAGUUGUCAGCGUGGUAUGGGUUAAGAAAUAUAUCUUGCCGACAAUGAUAUUUGUCGGUAUAAGCGGUGUUGCAAUCUGGAUCGUCUUCGCUACCGCCUGCCGCCCAUUCCACAAGCUUUGGCAAAUUCUACCCGACCCUGGCAAAUACUGCAUGCCCCAAAGCCCAGCAUUCUUGAUCACUGUCUUGGUCCUCAACCUUAUGACGGAUGUAUGCAUCAUCCUGAUUCCCAUCCCUAUCAUUCUGCCGCUCAAGAUUUCGAGAGCACGCAAGUUCGGACUUCUGCUCAUGUUCUGUGCGGGUGUUUUCGUCAUGUUCGCUGCAGUUCUUCGAGUCUACUUCGUGCUAGUGCUACAAAAGGGAGAGACUGCAGCUAUUUGGUCUUGCCGAGAGGACAUUGUUGCGAUCAUAGUUGGUCAAGCAACAAUGAUUCGGCCUCUUGUCACCAAGCGCUUUUGGACGCAUGGAGCUACUACAGGCAACGGCAACAGCUACGACUCGUCAGACAAGUACGCAUCGCACGAGCUAUCCGACCGAAUGCCAUCGCAAACGGCGUCCUCUCGAAUGGGCUUCCGCAAAGUCAAGGAUCCAUACAACAUGAGUGUUCUAGAGACCAAGGCAAACGAGAGCGAAGAGAACAUCAUCGAUGAACAGAACAAAAACGCCGGUGUCUCAGUCGUUGCUGCAGUCACCAAAGCUCCAAGUCAAUCAAGCGGGCAGAGCAGUCGUUCUGGGGGCAGGAUGAAUCGCAUACCAGAACAAGGCAUCCACGUCAAGAAAGAGGUCGACAUCUCCACUGCGUAUGGAAAGCAGGAUCAUCCCGACAAAUGGGCACCAGUGUGA
Molecule: messenger RNA, 1200 nt
Organism: Aaosphaeria arxii CBS 175.79
Lineage: Eukaryota; Fungi; Ascomycota; Dothideomycetes; Pleosporales
Exons: 4
Coding region: 1-1200 (399 amino acids)
Source: RefSeq, a predicted model, not a curated record